AUGCAGGGUCCUGAGGCAACGGGCCCCGCGCUCGCUGACCUACCAUCCACCCUCAGAACGGUGAUAGGUAACCCGACGACGUCACUCGGGUUCGUAUCGGGAAUUCCAACAGUUGAAGAAACCGCAUCCCCCCUUUCGCAGCAACAAAUCGAAGCCAAUCUUCAACAUGUUCUCUCGAGUCUUAAGUCAGACUAUGGGGGUGGUCUGGUUGUUGCCGCUGGUGGCGAUUCGUCCGGCUCGACCACCCGAGGAGUCGUAAUUGGGAUACUAUCGGCCUUUGGAUCAGCAGCGAUCGCAUUUCUCGUGCUUGCGAUUUUCUUUUUCUUCAAAUACACUCGUCGCGGGCGGAUUAUGCUCGAUCGCAUAGGCCGCCCGGGUGAGUUCGAUGAUGAGCAGGCGUUCUUGCGUGAGGAAGAAGCUGCUCUGGAAGCGAUGGAUGACUUGUCUCGAUCGGAAUAUCUAAGAGCCAAGGCCUUUGUUCAAGUGAAUCCGCCAGAGUCUAUGCAAACGGAUAUCUCCUUAUCGCAGUUUCUCGCCAUUCAGGAAAAGGGUGUUUCUGCAUGGGAAUUUGUGCCUGAAUUGGAAAUCGCAAACUGCUUUGUCCAAGCACGCACUGAGAUCGAAUUUGAUGACUCGGAAUGUAGCGUUCAGACGAACCUACCUAUUCCAAAGCAGAAUGAAGUCUACUACUGGGAAGCAAAGAUCUACGAAAAACCAGAGGAUACAAUCCUUGGAAUUGGUUUAACUACUAAGCCCUAUCCUCUCUUUCGAAUGCCUGGCUUCCACAAAACAUCUAUUGCCUACCAAUCUACGGGCCACCGUAGACAUAAUCAACCGUUCAAUCCAACACCAUACGGACCUCCUGUUUUCCAAGGCGAUGUCAUCGGUGUGGGCUACCGUCCCAGGUCGGGCACAAUUUUCUUCACUCGCAACGGGAAAAAGCUCGAGGAUGUGGCCCAUAACCUCCGAACGCAGAAUCUCUUCCCAACUAUCGGUGCCAAUGGCCCAUGUACUAUCCACGUCAACUUUGGCCAAAUGGGAUUUGUAUUUAUUGAGGCUAAUGUGAAGAAAUGGGGCUUGGCCCCAAUGACGGGCAGCCUCGCUCCGCCCCCUCCAUACGGAAGCGAACAAGGCAGUAUUCUGCUUGAGUCAGGCCGAGAGAGUGCAGCUCAAAUCUCUCAGCGAGUCUAUCAGGCAUACGCGGCGCGAAGUGGAAUUCCUUUAGCCAUCAGCCCCGGUCCUAUUCGAUCUCCAACUGAAAUAUCCCUGGCUCAGCUCGCCCACAUCCCUUCAAAUGAGGAUGCUGGUGAGGGAUCUAGUCGGUUUGCCGAUAGAAAUCUAAGUGUUGAUGAUAUGGCACAUGAAGAUGGCGAUGAUGAGGUUCCACCUCCAGAAUAUUCCAGUCCUAGAGGCAGCCAUCGGGGCAGUGACGCCUCUUUAGAAUUCCCCGCGAGACCAGAUAGAACCAGUCCUCUUCCUGACUAUUCUACUGAUCUAGAAGCUCAAAACCUGCCGAGUUACCAAGCCGUGGUAGAUCGGGAUUGGCCUGACCAUGACGACAACUAA
Penicillium taxi is the source of this 1566-nucleotide messenger RNA. Its product is annotated as SSH4 family protein. The record is from RefSeq and is a predicted model, not a curated record. Gene Ontology annotation, molecular function: protein binding. The transcript has 3 exons. NCBI's taxonomy places the organism in Eukaryota, Fungi, Ascomycota, Eurotiomycetes, Eurotiales, Aspergillaceae. The coding region runs from base 1 to 1566 and encodes 521 amino acids.